Messenger RNA from Zonotrichia leucophrys gambelii, 888 nucleotides. Its product is annotated as olfactory receptor 14J1-like. Bases 1 to 888 code for a protein of 295 amino acids. Gene Ontology annotation, molecular function: odorant binding; olfactory receptor activity; G protein-coupled receptor activity. Gene Ontology annotation, cellular component: membrane. NCBI's taxonomy places the organism in Eukaryota, Metazoa, Chordata, Aves, Passeriformes, Passerellidae. The record is from RefSeq and is a predicted model, not a curated record. Gene Ontology annotation, biological process: G protein-coupled receptor signaling pathway. The transcript has 3 exons.
AUGGAGCAGAGACCCGUGAAAGCGCCCAAGCUGGCCUGGGGGGAAGAGGAGGAAGAAGGCCCUGGAACUGCCCCAGCACAUCAAACCAAAGCGGUGGUGCCGUUUGAGCUGCCGCAGGAGGCCCCUCACUUCUGGCUGCGCUCGCUCUUUGCCAGCGACCUGGGCUCCAUCUGCACCACUGUCCCCAAAGCCAUGCACAAUUCCCUCUGGGACACCAGGGACAUCUCCUACACUGGAUGUGCUGCACAGGUGUUUUUCUUUAUCUUCUUCAUUUCAGCAGAGUUUUCCCUCCUGACCGUCAUGUGCUACGACCGCUACGUGUCCAUCUGCAAACCCCUGCACUACAGGACCCUCCUGGGCAGCAGAGCUUGUGCCCACAUGGCAGCAGCUGCCUGGGCCAGUGGCUUUCUCAACGCUCUGCUGAACACAGCAAAUACAUUUUCCCUGCCCCUGUGCCAUGGCAACGCCCUGGGCCAGUUCUUCUGUGAAAUCCCCCAGCUCCUCAAACUCUCCUGCUCACACUCCUACCUAAGGAACAUUGGGUCCAUGGUGUUUUCCAUCUCUUUAGCAUUGUGUUGUUUUGUGUUCAUGGUUUUCUCCUAUGUGCAGAUCUUCAGGGCUGUGCUGAGGAUCCCCUCUGAGCAGGGACGGCACAAAGCCUUUUCCACCUGCCUCCCUCACCUGGCUGUGCUCUCCCUGUUCCUCAGCACUGCCACAUUUGCUCACCUGAAACCGCCCUCCAUGUCCUCCCCAUCCCUGGAUCUGGCCCUGUCAGUUCUGUACUCGGUGGUGCCUCCAGCCCUGAACCCCCUCAUCUACAGCCUGAGGAACCAGGAGCUCAAGGCUGCAGUGUGGAGACUGAUGACGGUAUGGUUUCAGGAACAUUAA